Molecule: messenger RNA, 2559 nt
Organism: Eimeria maxima
Lineage: Eukaryota; Apicomplexa; Conoidasida; Eucoccidiorida; Eimeriidae
Product: excision repair protein rad15, putative
Exons: 17
Coding region: 1-2559 (852 amino acids)
Biological process (GO): positive regulation of mitotic recombination; nucleotide-excision repair; transcription by RNA polymerase II
Cellular component (GO): nucleus
Molecular function (GO): hydrolase activity, acting on acid anhydrides, in phosphorus-containing anhydrides; damaged DNA binding; ATP binding
Source: RefSeq, a predicted model, not a curated record
AUGCCUACAGGAACUGGGAAGACGGCGGCUAUGAUGUCUAUUUUAACAUCCAUGCAAUUUGCAGACCCUUCAAUGGGUCGUAUCAUCUAUUGCACACGAACUGUUGCGGAAAUGGAAAAGGCAUUGCUCGAGCUAAAGAUGGUAAUUGAUUACAGAAUUAAAGAAAUAGAAAAGGAGAAGCAGCAGCAGCAGCAGCAGCAGCAGCAAGGGCAGCAGCAAGGGCAGCAGCAAGGGCAGCAACAGCUGCAGCAACAACCUCGGGCACCAACAGAGGCCCCCUUGCUGGGGAAAAAGAUGAGAGAUGCUGGAUAUAUAUUGGGUGUUGGUCUAUCUGCGCGUCGAAGUCUUUGCGCAAAUUCUGCUGUCCUUAGAUCAGGAGAAAGAGAAAAAAUUGAUGAAGGAUGCCGCAAGAGAACGGCACCAUGGGUACGUCAAGAUGUACUAGACCGCCGACACGCUCGCCACACCUUCAGCUGCAGCAGCAGCAACGGGAGCAGCAGCAGCAGCAACGGCAGCAGCAGCAGCAGCAGCAACGGUGUGGAAGGGGAAGGUGCAGCAAAUGGUACCUCAACAACGGCAGCGGAUAGCUCUGCAGCAACUUCAGCAGAAGCAGCAGCAGCACAAGCAGCAGCAGCAGCAGCAGCAACAGAUAUUGAAGACAUCGGGACAGGAGAUACACCUGAUGGUCUUUGCGCUUUUUAUGAAAACUUUGAUGAAUAUUUCGCCCCUCAACAUUUCCCAGCAGGUGUCUAUACAUUAGAGGAAUUGAAAGCAGCAGCAGUCCGAUGGCGUCAUCCUUUGCUGCAGCGCUCUCUUCCUCUUUGUCCUUAUUUCUUAGCUCGUCGUUUGCUGCAGGUAGCUAAUGUAGUUGUAUUGAAUUAUCAAUACCUUAUUGAUCCUAAAGUCUCCGAAGCAGCAGUAUUUGGUCCAUCUGGUGCUGGUGGUGGGGGCCCCCUAGGUUCGUACCCUGGGGGCCCCCAUUUGGUGGGUUUUUCUCGUACAGCAGCUCAAGAGCGUUUAUAUCAACGCAAUCAGAAGCAGCAGCAGCAGCAGCAACCCGAUCAGCAGCAGCAGCAGCAGCAGCAGGAUGAUUGGAUAGCAGCAGCAGAUAUAGGGGCCUCUGUAGUUGUAUUUGACGAGGCACACAAUAUAGAUAAUGUAUGCAUAGAGGCCCUGUCUGUACACCUCAAUAAGAAUACAUUAGAUCAGGCUAUAAAGAAUCUUACGGAACUUAGUGAAGACAUUAAAAGGCGCAAAGCGCAGGACUCGGAGAGGCUACGUGCAGAAUAUCAACAGUUGCUGCAGGGCAUGCAGCUGCAGCAGCAACGGCGGCGUGAGCAGCAACUGCAACUGCAAGAACAGCAACAGCAGCAGUCGCAGGAUUCAUCGCAGCCACAGCAGCAGCAGCAGCAGCAGCAGUCGCAGCAACUGCAGCGGGUAACCGUGACACCCGAGACAUUUCAAGCUUUAGCAAACCCUGUCUUACCUUCGGAUGUUGUUGAAGAGGCCACUCCUGGGAGUAUCCGCCGGGCUGAACAUUUUGUGGCUUUGAUGCGACCGUUAGAAGUAACAGACUUGGAGAAAUUAUUGCCAUUAACUCUUGUCGCGGAUUUCUGUACCCUCGUUGGUACUUACUGGGAUGGAUUUAUAGUAAUAGUAGAUCCAUACCCCGAGGCAUCAGGUCUUCAUGAUCCUUUAUUACAAUUAUGUUGUCUAGAUGCAUCGUUAGCUAUGCAACCUGUACUACAAAGAUUUAAAUCUGUUAUUCUUACAUCAGGAACUAUUUCUCCUCUUGAAUUAUAUCCGAAAAUAUUAUCCUUUGUUCCGCUGAUUGCGGAGUCCUUUCCCGUCUCAAUGGAGAGGGCUUGCUUCUGUCCAAUGAUUGUUGCUAGAGGCGCUGACCAGGUUCCUUUAACAUCCAAAUUUGAGUAUCGUCAUGACGUCAGCGUAUUACGUAAUUAUGCAAAUCUUUUGUUAGAUUUAUGUAAAUCUGUUCCUGAUGGUUUAGUCUGCUUCUUCCCUUCUUAUGCUUAUAUGGAAACCGCCAUGUCCUAUUGGUACGAGAAUGGUUUUUUGGCUCAAGUAUUGGAGCAUAAAUUAGUGUUUUUAGAGACAAAAGAUGUUGUUACUACAACCCUCGCUCUUUAUAAUUUUAAGAAAGCAUGCGAUUGUGGUAGAGGAGCUGUAUUCUUCUCUGUUGCAAGGGGGAAGGUGGCCGAAGGAGUCGACUUUGACAGACAUUUUGGGCGUUGUGUGGUUUUGUUUGGCAUUCCCUUUCAAUACGCUCUGUCGAGGGUUUUGAAGGCCCGCUUGGACUUCCUGAGGGAGCGUUACCAAAUUCAAGAAAGCGAAUUUUUAACUUUCGAUGCAAUGCGGCAGGCAGCUCAAUGUGUAGGUCGUGUGAUUCGUUCUAAGAGGGAUUUUGCAUUAAUGAUUUUUGCUGAUGCUCGUUUCUCUCGUGUAGAUAAAAGAAGUAAACUUCCUCCAUGGAUUACUCGUUAUCUAGAUCCUACUAAUAUGGCAUUAAAUACAGAAACUGCUGUACGCCACAAACCCUAA